This is a messenger RNA of Angiostrongylus costaricensis, 369 nucleotides long. Lineage: Eukaryota; Metazoa; Nematoda; Chromadorea; Rhabditida; Metastrongylidae. The record is from the annotation of a GenBank genome assembly.
AUGCUUCUGGGGGUGGUAUGUGACCAAGAUGCGUUUGAUGACUUUUUUCGCUUGAUCGGUGAUCACAACGUUUUGCAAAAUACCCAAGAAAAUACCAAGGAUGUUCCCGGUCUAGAACGGUAUCACGCAUUAAAUACGGCCAUCUGUGACGUACUAUCAAAUUUCGACAUGGUGAAUUUCGUUCCUCUAAAUGUACAAAGGAAAGAAGAUAUGGCAAACGUGCUGCGUUUAGCAGAUUCAGCGAAUGGAUGGGCAUUCCAUGACCACCGUAGUAGUGGAGCUCGUCCUGUGUCUACUCCGGAAUUUGCGGAAGCUGAUGCGUUUGCCGUAUCCGCUGUGAAGAUCUUGGAGUGCGAAGGCUGUCAGUAA